Spirometra erinaceieuropaei is the source of this 275-nucleotide messenger RNA. Lineage: Eukaryota; Metazoa; Platyhelminthes; Cestoda; Diphyllobothriidea; Diphyllobothriidae. The record is from the annotation of a GenBank genome assembly.
AUGCUGAAGAAUGACCUCUCACUCGACAGAGCGCUUCAGCUGGAAAAAAAGGCUGUAGACACUGACGAGCUUUCCCACUCAGAGCCUACCGAAUUCGGCCGAGGGAUGAGGAAAAAGUAAGUGUUUGCUUUUCAUUAAUUUAUCUUUGUAGGUUUGUCCGCCAGCUCACCUCAGACGACGACGAGGAUGAUGAUGAUGAAGAAUUAGCUGCGCAAAGACCGAGACAAGAUAAUCAAUUAACUGCCUGGCCCACGCCGCCACGCAUUCUCCAGUAA